ACGCACACAAGAACUAAGGAACGCGGGAUGUUUCAUCAGCGAAUGUGAAGUCAACUGUAUUUGGUCGUGCUGUCGAGCCUUCGAGCAUUCCAAAGUAAAACCAAAGGAUCUCUCCUGCUCCGUCUCAACUCUUCGCAGCUCUGCUCAGUCAACCCCUUCAGCUUCGCAGCUCCCUCCGCAGACGUGACCAUGGUAGACAAGAUGGCCUCCUUUGGCCGGAUCUUGUUGCGACGCAGGGUACUGGACUGCUCCGAUGAGGGAAGCCGCUUUGCCCGCUGCCUCUCCACACUGGACCUGGUGGCGCUGGGGGUGGGCUCUACGCUAGGGGCAGGGGUGUACGUCCUGGCUGGUGAGGUAGCCAGGGAGAAGGCUGGUCCUGCCAUCGUGCUCUGCUUCCUCAUCGCUGCGCUCUCCUCCAUGCUGGCCGGACUCUGUUACGCCGAGUUUGGCGCCCGCGUACCCAAGACUGGUUCGGCGUACCUGUACAGCUACGUGACGGUUGGCGAGAUCUGGGCUUUCAUCACGGGGUGGAACCUCAUCCUCUCCUAUGUCCUCGGUACAGCCAGUGUGGCCCGAGCCUGGAGCUCUAAUUUCGAUAGCCUGGUGGAGCAGAGGAUAUCGGACUUCUUCAGGUCGUCCAUGGCCAUGAACGUCCCGGGGGGCGUGCUGGCUGAAUACCCGGACCUGUUUGCGCUCAUCCUCGUGCUCUUAUUAACCGGGCUGCUGGCGUUUGGCGUGAGUGAGUCGGCUCUGGUGAAUAAGAUCUUCACGGGGGUCAACCUGGUGGUGCUGGGCUUCGUCAUCAUCUCAGGCUUUGUGAAGGGAGACACAAACAACUGGAACCUUACUUUGGAUGACUUUAACAACACCUACCGUGUCAUCAACGCCAAUAUCACCAACGCGUCCAGCUUAUCCAAAGAGGUUGUGGAUAAGACAUUUGGCACAGGUGGUUUUGCUCCGUUUGGCCUCCGUGGCAUUUUGUCUGGUGCCGCCACGUGUUUCUAUGCCUUUGUGGGGUUCGACUGCAUCGCCACGACAAGCGAAGAGGCUAAGAACCCAACGCGUUCCAUCCCUGUGGGCAUCGUGGCCUCUCUGCUCAUCUGUUUCUUCGCCUACUUUGGGGUGUCUGCGGCCCUCACCCUCAUGAUGCCCUACUACCUGCUGGACACCAAGAGCCCCCUGCCAAAGGCCUUCAUCCACAUAGGCUGGCCUGCUGCUCACUACAUCGUGGCUGUGGGCUCCCUCUGUGCUCUCUCCACCAGCCUGCUUGGGUCCAUGUUCCCCAUGCCGAGGGUGAUCUACGCCAUGGCAGAGGAUGGGCUCCUGUUCCGUGGCCUGUCCCGCAUGAACACGCGCACCAAGACGCCCCUGAUGGCCACCAUCGUCUCUGGCUGUGUGGCAUCUCUGAUGGCCUUCCUCUUUGACCUGGCUGCCCUGGUUGACCUCAUGUCCAUAGGGACACUGCUGGCCUACUCACUAGUGGCCAUCUGUGUGCUCAUCCUCAGGUACCAGCCGGGCACCCUGAGCUCGUCCAGUCAGAGUGAAAAGCUGGUGGAGCUGGUGGGAGGGGAGAAGGUGGCCGUGUCCGGGCAAGACAGCGGUGACGAGUACGGCCUGGAUCUGGAGGACGGCCCCCUCCGGGAGAAGUUCACCCCCCGCCUCCUCCUCUUCCCCAGCGGGAAUCUACCCACUCAGAUCUCUGGGAACAUCGUCUAUGCCACCACGGCCAUUAUCUCGGUGCUCAUCACUGUGCUGUGUGUGGUGUUGGCGGGGAAGCUGGAUGAGUUGAUCGAGGUUCAGCCUGUGUGGGUCACGGUGUGUGUAGUACUGGCCUUGCUCUGUGCCCUUUGUGUCGUCAUCAUCUGGAGGCAACCCGAGAGCAAGGAAGCCCUCACCUUCAAGGUGCCCUUGUUGCCAUGGCUGCCUCUGUUCAGUGUCUUUGUCAACAUCUACCUCAUGAUGCAGCUGGACCUGGCUACGUGGUGCCGCUUUGCUGUUUGGAUGGGCAUUGGAUUUGCAAUCUACUUCUGCUACGGGAUCUGGCACAGCACCGAGGCAGCCAACAGCACCCCCCGGAAAUACGAGCCUGCCCUCCAGACCAAGAAGAAGCCCAUCUACCUGGGGAGAGACGAGAGUGAGGCGGAGGGGAUGAGCCCCUGAACGGCUAGGGACUGGAGGAAACCCCACACGUUAUACCUCUGAAGUGAAGGCAGACAAUUCAACUGACACUGCAAUGUGUGUGUCUAGAUUUGUUGCCUUUCAUUUUUGGGAGAUCUGUCUUACACUUUAUUGGACACUUUCAACACUUAAUGUUUCUAUUAACAUUACUAGUGAUUUUUAAAUUUUAUUUAUUAACCGUUAGUCUCUUCCUAGUUGGUGGCUGUGGCCGUGCCUCCAAUCGUUAGCCCACGGGGGCCCCCAGCAGCAAUAUGAAGUACAGCUGUACAGGAUCUGUUGGUUAGGGCCAUGUGUAUUACUGGGUACCAGUGUGUCUGUGGGGUUUACGGCCUUGGUCAGGGCCUCCGUAGACUUGUUAACGGUGUCGAGGCCCAACGCGGGCGGUUUUUGGGAUGACUGUCGUAGACGAGCUGUCCUCCACCUGCCAAAGAGCAACCUAUUUAACAGGACUUUGUGCACCUAGUUGCAGAAACGAUUAUUUUUGUUGGUGUCAGCUUCUUCAAUACGUCUCAUGAAAUGGAAAUAUCACCACAGAGACCUCGAACUACAUAUCCUAUAAUGUUAAAGGCGUUUAUGAACAAUCUGUUGCCGGUGAUUUUUCUGUCGUACAUUUGUCUUUGAACGUAUGGUAAAAAUAGUCAAAGUAAUGAUGUAUGUUAUCAUUUUCAUGGUGAUGUAAGUCCCUGUGUUACUUGCCUCUGAGGUCCAUCCAAAGAAUUGACUGAGGUAAAUCAACCCUUGGAGGGUGAUAAAGCAUCCCAGCACCUCUGCACUGUCUGCUGAAUAAUCUUUAAUCUGGUAUCGUCAUUUGGGCUGUUCUGUACUCUUGUAACCCCCUUCAUAUGCAUUUCUAUUUAUCUCUGGAGUUCUGAUUUACAAAUCCGAGCUACCCUUUUUAUAUGGAAAUACUUGAGUUUGAGAGAUCUGCCUCGAAUGCUUGAGCUGUCUACAGAUGUAGAUUUAACUGUCAAACAAAGAAAUACCCGUAUGAUCUAGACAAUGCGCUGUAUUGACUCUUUUUAAAAGGCAGUGAUUUUAGUCCUGGUCAGGUAUUACCACUAAUAUUACUUUAGCUGUAGAUUCUUGUGAACCUAUUUUCACAAACAUUUUUAGUUUCCAUUGAAACUUGUUCUUGGCAGCUUGGCUGUCGAGUUUGCAUCAUCAUUUUAGCCAUCUAUUUUCCUGCUAUGCCCUUCAACUGACUUUAAUCGAGUAAUGUGCUUUUUAUAGAUGUGUUUUGUCUUUUACGUGUACUCUUGAUUACCCCCUUGCUUUUAAUGUGUUACUGUAUAUA
This is a messenger RNA of Salvelinus sp. IW2-2015, 3472 nucleotides long. Its product is annotated as cationic amino acid transporter 3. Gene Ontology annotation, cellular component: plasma membrane. The record is from RefSeq and is a predicted model, not a curated record. Gene Ontology annotation, biological process: L-ornithine transmembrane transport; L-arginine import across plasma membrane. Lineage: Eukaryota; Metazoa; Chordata; Actinopteri; Salmoniformes; Salmonidae. Gene Ontology annotation, molecular function: L-arginine transmembrane transporter activity; L-ornithine transmembrane transporter activity; L-lysine transmembrane transporter activity.